This is a messenger RNA of Mya arenaria, 1930 nucleotides long. Its product is annotated as ribonuclease H2 subunit A-like. The coding region runs from base 62 to 964 and encodes 300 amino acids. Gene Ontology annotation, biological process: mismatch repair; DNA replication, removal of RNA primer. The record is from RefSeq and is a predicted model, not a curated record. Gene Ontology annotation, molecular function: RNA-DNA hybrid ribonuclease activity; RNA binding. Gene Ontology annotation, cellular component: ribonuclease H2 complex. NCBI's taxonomy places the organism in Eukaryota, Metazoa, Mollusca, Bivalvia, Myida, Myidae. The transcript has 8 exons.
UUCACAAUAAAAAAAUCCGGGAAAUUUCAACAAUUUUGUCAGAAGUUAUUAUCACAUAAAGAUGGAUCAGUCAAAAUUUGAAGAAGACAAUGCAAAGAAUUGUAUUUUACAAUCGGAAAUCCCAGCGAUUGCGAAAACAGAACCAUGCUGGCUUGGAAUCGAUGAAGCUGGACGUGGCCCUGUUUUAGGGCCAAUGGUAUAUGGAACAUGUUACAGUCCCAUUUCAAAAAAGGAAGAACUGAAAGCCUUAGGAUUUGCAGACUCAAAGACAUUGACAGAGGAACAAAGGGAGGCAAUAUUUGAGCAACUUACUGGUGCAGGGGAAAUAAUUGGCUGGAUGGUUGAAAUUCUUUCCCCUACAUACAUCUCAAAUAGUAUGCUCAGAAGAACAAAGUACAAUCUAAAUGCCCUAUCUCAUGACUGUGCCAUUGGACUGAUAGAAAAAGUCCUAGCUCAGGGAGUUCAGGUUGCGGAGAUCUAUGUAGACACAGUUGGCGAUCCGGGAAAAUAUCAGGAGAAACUCAAGGGUCUGUUUCCCGACAUAGAUAUCACUGUUGCAAAGAAGGCUGACGCUGAUUACCAGAUAGUUGGGGCUGCCAGUAUCUGUGCAAAGGUUGCUAGAGACAAAGCAGUGAGAAACUGGCAGUUUCUAGAGGAGAUAAUUUUAGAAACCAAUAGUUACGGCUCAGGCUACCCUUCAGACCCAAACACCAAGAAGUUCAUGUCGGAUAGCCUGGAUCGCGUGUUUGGAUUUCCCCAGUUUGUCCGGUUCAGCUGGUCUACGGCAACAAAGAUCAUAGAGAAAAACGGGGUUGUCUUUCGAUGGGACGAUGACGAUGAUGAGGAGAAUGAUAACAAGAAUACCCAGUCCCUGCUGAAGUUCAUGGGCGGGAAGAAGGACCCAAGUGCCCAGAGGCACAGAUUCUUCAAGGACCGGUGUCUUAACAUUGCCACAGAGUUGUAGCAGGAAUGGCAGUUAACAUUGGACUGUAUGGGCUUUCACUAAAAGCUUAAGUACUAGCGGUAAAAAUCAACACAUCUUAGCCUAUACCUGGUAAUAUGUUUGCCAGGUUUAUUCAAACAGUGAAUUUCAAGAAGCUGUGAUUCUUUAAUACUGAGAUCAAGUAAAAGUGCAGAAAUUGAGUCUAAUAACUGGAGCACUAACUUUCAUGAUUUGUUUACUGUUCAAAUGGUGAGACAUUAUUAAUAUCAAUUGGACUUUACUUAAAAUAUUAAGAAUGAUUUUAUGAAACAUAAUAAGACUGACAUUAUAUAGAACUAUCAGUGCCAAGCCAACAUAGGUUUUAUGAUUCAAUGGUUGCAGACCACAGAAAGAUUAAUACUGUCAUUAAAUAGAAACAACUGUAAAAUUAACUGUCAGUCUUGUUCAAAUGGUCUGUAUUGCAAGAAAUGUAUCUCAAAAGUCUAUUAUCCCAAUUAAAUUUUAGAGAAGGCAAAACACUGGACUGGUGACAGUAUAAACAACAUUAAUUAAUAAGUUUGUCUGUUUCACAGUUUGUAGAAGAAAACAGGUCUAGAUAUUAUCACAGCCUUUUUUGUGGUUGUGCAAAAAAAUAACUGGCCGUAACUCUAAAACUAUUUUAGAUAUUUAAAUGAAACUUGGUACACAUUUUGCCAAAGACAAUAUGCACAUAUCAAGCAAACCCAGAACCCUGCCUCUAAUAAUUGUUGAAUCAAAAGACAAGUGUGUUUGUUCUGCUGCGCUUUCGUAUUGCAACUCUACACCUACAAAUACAAAACAAUGGUCAGUAGUUGCAGAAAUAAAGAUGUGAUCCUAGCAAAGUUCAUACUGUCCACAAUAGGUUUGAAACAUGAAUGUGUUCACAUACACUUGUGUUCAUAUGAUAUAGUACAUGUAUUUGCUGUUUAAUUGAAUUAUAUGUUACGAAAUAAAAUAAUGCCUGAUAAA